Molecule: messenger RNA, 1713 nt
Organism: Aspergillus novofumigatus IBT 16806
Lineage: Eukaryota; Fungi; Ascomycota; Eurotiomycetes; Eurotiales; Aspergillaceae
Exons: 6
Coding region: 1-1713 (570 amino acids)
Biological process (GO): phosphate ion transmembrane transport
Cellular component (GO): membrane
Source: RefSeq, a predicted model, not a curated record
AUGGCUGUCUAUCACGACCUGGACUGGCUCUUUGCCGUCGGUACCAUCUUCUUCUUGAUCUCUGUCUGGGGUAUUGGUGCCAAUGAUGUGGCCAACUCUUACGCGACGUCGGUCAGUUCGAGAUCUCUGACCUUGAUCCAAGCUGGUAUCCUCGCGACCAUCACAGAAUUCAUUGGUGCCAUUGCCCUUGGACAGCAGGUCACCUCGACCAUCCGCAGCGGUGUCUUCUCCAUCGACCGCUUCCUCGACUCGCCUGGAGUUCUGAUCAUGGCCAUGGUGGUGGCUGAAGUUGGCUCUUCGAUCUGGCUUACCGUCUGCACUUACUUCGGUUUCCCCGUCUCCACCACCCAGUCCAUUGUCGGCGCUCUCAUCGGUGUUGCCAUCGCCUCGGAUCUCCCUGUUCACUGGGGAUGGAAGUCCCAGAGUGUGUCUCAGAUUGCUGCCUCCUGGGGUAUUGCGCCCGUUAUCUCGGCUGGAUUCGGUGCUAUCAUCUUCAUGAGUAUCCGGUUGUUGGUGCAUUCGCGCCAGGACCCGAUGAAGUGGGCUCUGCGCGUUCUUCCAUUCUACUAUGCUCUUACCGCUGGAAUUCUCGCAUUGUUCAUUGUCAUCAGUGGUGGACAUGGCGUUCCCGAACUCGAGGACCUAGGUGCGGGCAAGGCUUGCGGUAUCAUCAUUGGUGUCUUUGCCGGUGUCUGGGUCAUCAGCGCUGUCUUUUUUGUGCCUUACUACUGGCGCAGCCUUGUCAAGGAAGACCGUCGCCUCCGGUUCUGGCACAUCCCCAUGGGCCCUCUCCUCUGGCGCGACGGCUACACCCUCUACUUCCCCGGCAACCCCGAGAAGGGCAUUGUCCCCAACUACUACGAGAGCGACCUGAAAGGGACCGACGAAAAGGGCGACACCGAUACCCUUGGCUCCGUCACCGAGGGCCAGCAGUCCACUCUCGUCAGCCCGGAAAUCGAGCCAAUCAAGGGUGACGGCGACACCGCCGAGAGCGAAGCCCAGCGUGCCGACGCGAAGCUCGCAGAAAAGCACCAGAAGGAGCUCCAGGCUCUGGACUCGCUGCCCUGGGCCCACCCUAAGCGCAUCUACGCGACCCUCAAGCUUGUUUUCACGUAUGGUAUUACCCGGGACGUCAUCCACCACCAGUCCAAGGGUCUGGAUCAUAUCCAUCGCCGGGCUCCCCAAUUCGAUAACAAGGUUGAGCAUCUUUGGACAACGGCGCAGGUCUGCUCUGCUAUGAUCAUGUCCAUCUCCCACGGCGCAAACGACAUCUCCAAUGCCAUCGGCCCAUUCACCACCGAGUACAUGACCUGGCACACCGGCGUGGCCUCCGCCAAAACCGAUACCCCAACCUGGAUCAAGGCUGUUGGCGGUUUAGGCCUGGGAGUUGGCUUCUGGACCUUCGGCUACCACAUCAUGCGCAGUCUCGGCAACCGCAUUACCAAGCACUCUCCUACCCGCGGGUACAGCAUGGAACUCGGUGCUGCGAUUACGGUCCUCCUUGCGUCGCGGCUGGGUCUGCCUGUCUCCACGACGCAGUGCAUUACCGGUGCUGUGCUGGGUGUUGCGCUGGUGAACAUGGAUCUGAAGAGCAUUAAUUGGAAACAGCUGGCGAAGAUCUUCCUUGGUUGGGUUCUGACGCUGCCGUGUGCUGGUCUCAUUAGUGGGAUUAUCAUGGGGAUGGCGCUGAAUGUUCCCCAAUGGGGACGGUAA